Capra hircus (goat) is the source of this 1035-nucleotide messenger RNA. Its product is annotated as keratin-associated protein 4-8-like. Gene Ontology annotation, cellular component: keratin filament. The record is from RefSeq and is a predicted model, not a curated record. The transcript has a single exon. Lineage: Eukaryota; Metazoa; Chordata; Mammalia; Artiodactyla; Bovidae. The coding region runs from base 59 to 556 and encodes 165 amino acids.
CAGACUCAAGAAACUCACUUUCCUGGAAACUCACCCAGAACCUCCACCCUCUGACACCAUGGUCAGCUCCUGUUGUGGCUCCGUCUGCUCUGACCAGAGCUGUGGCCGAAGUCUCUGCCAGGAGACCUGCUACCGGCCCAGCUACUGCCAGACCACCUGCUGCAGGACCACCUGCUACCGCCCCAGCUGUGGUGUGUCCAGUUGCUGUGGCCCUGUGUGCUGCCAGCCCACCUGCCCUCACCCCACCUGCUGCAUCUCUAGCUGCUACCACCCCUCCUGCUGUGUUUCCAGCUGUGGUUCCAGCUGCUACAGGCCGACCAGCUGCAUCUCCAGCAGCUGCAGGCCCCAGUGCUGCCAGCCUGUGUGCUGCCAGCCCACCUGCCCCCGCAUCUCCAGCUGCUGCCGCCCCUCUUGCUGUGGCUCCAGCUGCUGCCGCCCGAGCUGCUGCCUGCGCCCAGUGUGUGGCCGGGUCUCCUGCCACACCACUUGCUACCGCCCCACCUGUGUCAUCUCCACCUGCCCCCGCCCUGUGUGCUGUCCCUCCUCUUGCUGCUGAGCUCGCUGUCUUGUGACCACUGUCUCCACUUACCUCUGUCCCACAUAUGUAGAUCCUUUUUCGCGCUGACCCUUAGGACUCACGGAGUCUAGCUGACAUCAUUUGUUUAGUUGAAUCUCAUGAUUACAGUGGGUCCACCAUUGUUCUUCUGACUCCGUGAACAUAUGCUGGCUCUUUUAUAAUUCUCCCUUGUCAUAUUUUCCUUUCUAUAUCAGCACCAAAUAAGAAUUAAAUUGCAAUCCAUCAGAUAAGAAAUUAUCUCAGUCCUCUGAAUGUUUCAUUCUUCCUGAUAUUUUGGUCAUGCUCUGCAGGUGGUCCACAAGGUGGCUAUUAUCUGCAGGUGCUGAGUGGCACUGACUUGACACCCUGAGGUCGGGGGUAGGGGGGUCCAAUUUACCCUCUAUUUUCUCCUCAAGGGAAUUUCUUUUGUUUUGUCACUUCUCUGCGUUCUAAUAAACUUCCCUGCACAUAAAAAUUCA